Messenger RNA from Penicillium atrosanguineum, 609 nucleotides. RefSeq lists its product as uncharacterized. The record is from RefSeq and is a predicted model, not a curated record. The coding region runs from base 1 to 609 and encodes 202 amino acids. The transcript has a single exon. NCBI's taxonomy places the organism in Eukaryota, Fungi, Ascomycota, Eurotiomycetes, Eurotiales, Aspergillaceae.
AUGAAUCACCCCACCAGCCUCUCAGCCCAAUACCACAUCGCUCAUAGUGUCUGGCGGCAUGAUUACGACAUCUCAGGGUCGCAUGUUUUCCACGUGGACAACUCUGCGUUCCGACCGGGCAAACCAGACCUGACAUUCCACGCCGGUCUGGACACUACCGCCCCUGUCGCGGGGGUUUGCAAGUUCCGUCACUUUUCCUCCGAUACCGAAAUCGGUCUAGGCGACCCGAGCAAGCCAGGAAUCAGUUGGGAGCGCAUGAGCCGAGAAAGCCUCCGCAAAGUCCAAUACGCUUUCCGCCUGAACUGUGGUGACGGCCGGCAACACCGCUUCACAUGGAAGAAGACUAGUUCGCUAGGCGGCAGCCAUUCUGGAAACCUAAAGCUAGUCGACGAGUCGAGCGGAAACGUGGUGGCUGUCUUUUCAUCCGGUGGAUCCUUCUCUAAGAGAACCGGCCAGCUGGACGUUUAUGCCAACUACGGUGAACGAUUCUCGAUCAUGGUGUUGAUCUCGGGCAUUGCGUUACGCGAGAAAUUGAGACGGGAGAAUAACGCUGCUGCCAGUGCAGGUGCAAGUGCGGGCUCCGCGGGGGCCGCAGGUGGGGGCUGUUAG